Molecule: messenger RNA, 609 nt
Organism: Melampsora larici-populina 98AG31
Lineage: Eukaryota; Fungi; Basidiomycota; Pucciniomycetes; Pucciniales; Melampsoraceae
Exons: 2
Coding region: 1-609 (202 amino acids)
Source: RefSeq, a predicted model, not a curated record
AUGGCUUCAAAUCGAAUGAUAUCCAAGUUAAUCACCAGAUCACUUUCAAGUCAAUCAUCAAAAACAAUCACUCCCAUCAAACUCAAAACCUACAAAGGAACUUCUCCAUUAUACUUACAUCCCUCAACCACAUCCACAACCACAUCCAUUAGUUUCUUAUCCAAACCACCCAUCUCUUUAAACUCUCCUACAAUCUUAGGAUCCUUUUCGGAUUCAUCUUACUCUAAAUUCGAUUCGAAUCCUGCUUUCUUACAACUUAUUCAUCAUACUUUUCAAACGAUUUAUACGUCUGAUCCUUAUUUAAUUGAUCUUUCGAAAUCUCGUCAAGAUCUGGGUCCGGAUGGUUAUAUACAUCUCUUUGAUCAAAGACAAUCUAAUUCAGAUAUAUCACAUAGAGGUGGACCAAGUGCAGAAUCGAUUAUUUUUUCAUUUCUGGUGAAUUCGAAAACAGGUUUACCUUUACCUGAAACAUAUGAAUCGAAUCCGGUCUAUAGGAUUUGGACACCCAAUGAAGGGUUUUUGAUCUUACCUAAUUCUUUACAAAGCUCUUUAUUACAUUCAUCUGAAUUAGUUUAUCAAAUCGAAUCAGAAGAAUCAUUGAAUGAUUGA